This is a messenger RNA of Pteropus alecto (black flying fox), 456 nucleotides long. RefSeq names its product interleukin-3. NCBI's taxonomy places the organism in Eukaryota, Metazoa, Chordata, Mammalia, Chiroptera, Pteropodidae. Gene Ontology annotation, biological process: immune response. The transcript has 5 exons. Gene Ontology annotation, cellular component: extracellular region. Gene Ontology annotation, molecular function: growth factor activity; interleukin-3 receptor binding. The record is from RefSeq and is a predicted model, not a curated record. The coding region runs from base 7 to 456 and encodes 149 amino acids.
CAUAGAAUGCAUCCUACCAGCCCAAAGAUGAGCAGCCUCCCCAUCCUGCACCUUCUCCUGCUCCUGCUCACAGCCUAUGCCUCUCAAGCACAGGGGCUGCCCUUGCCGACGAGCUCGACCAAGGAAUACGUCAACAUGAUGAUGAGGGAAAUUGAGAGCAUCCUGAACAAACCGCCUUUGCCUCCACAAGAACCGUUGGACGUAAAUGAGAUAUACAUCCUGAACAAUGAGGCCUUUCUGAUGCUAAACCUGGAUACCUUCCUGGAAGCUGCCAAGAAUUUGCAGGAUAAAGGAAUGAGAAUUGGGAAAAUUCUUGAGAAACUCAAAGAGACAAUCUCGUCCGCCCCCAUGACCACGGAAGAGCCAAUCUAUAUCAAGAAAGGUAACUGGGACGAUUUCUGGAGGAAAAUGACUAAAUAUCUGAACUUCCUUCAGAACUACCUCAAGAAGUCCUAG